Messenger RNA from Schistosoma guineensis, 1266 nucleotides. NCBI's taxonomy places the organism in Eukaryota, Metazoa, Platyhelminthes, Trematoda, Strigeidida, Schistosomatidae. The record is from the annotation of a GenBank genome assembly.
AUGCACUCCCUAGCCUCUUUAUUCAUGGUUCUCAAUGAGCGUACGUCACAUAUUGUUGUUGAUACAGCACCUUUUGUAAAACGUACACGUCUCGAGACUUUCGGUGCAAGUAUUUACACUAUACCACAAGUUUUAGCUGAAAUAAAAGAUGUUCAAACACGUGAAUAUAUGAAUUGUUUACCAUAUGCCCUGAAUUGUCAAGUACCAGAAACUAAUUCUAUUAACAUAAUUAAAGGUAUUGCAAAACAAACUGGGGAUCUGUCAGUUCUUUCUGCAACAGAUAUUAAUGUGAUCGCUUUAACUUAUGAACUGCAUAAAAGAUAUAUCGGUGAACCAAAAAUUAAGGAUGUGAAACCUUUGCCCAGUAACCUUGGGUCUUUAGCUCGUUCUCAAUUGCCAAAAUCGAACACAAAAAGCAAUCCAUCCGUUGAUGUAUGUGAUGGGGCAGAAACAUCUGGAUCUGAAAACAGUGAUACAGAAACAUCUGAACCGGAUGAUGAUGAUUGGAUAACAGAAAACAACUUUGAUGAGAAGGCCAUGACUAAUUUCGGGCUUGGAGGAAAAAUUGCAGAUAUACUGGAACCAAUCAAUGAAGUUGAAACAAACGUUGUAGCUUGCUUGACAACUGAUUUUGCUAUGCAAAAUGUUCUUUUCCACGCAGGUCUCGACAUAGUAAGCAUAAAUGGUUUGCGCAUUCGUCAACCAAGAACACACUUACUUUGGUGUUGUGCUUGCUUUAAGCCUACUAAACGUACGGACACCUACUUUUGCCCAUGGUGUGGACAUGCUAGUCUACGUCGAAUCCCAGUUACUUUACACGAAGAUGGCCAGUUAGAAUUUCACUUUGCGAAAAGAUUUGUGCACAGACGGCGCGGUUUAAAACAACCAGUAAGAAUCCCAAAGGGUGGAAAGUAUGCUGACGAACCAAUUUAUUGUGCAGACCAACGUAUUCCUGACCGAAGACCAGCCCGUCCUAAAAAUCCAAAAGUGCUUCCAUUAGCUACUAACGGCUUAUUAGGAUUUGAAGAUGAAGAACUAUCCAAUGUUUUGGAAUUCCAAUGUAAUUUAAGCAAUGCAUCAUCAGUGGUGUUCCCAUUAAAUGACGUUACUAGUCGAUCUGCACUCUGUGGUAUUCGAUCUGAUCAUCAAAUACCAAGCAGAAGCUAUUUACAAGGUGUACAUGCUGAGCAUGGCCUUAAACCAACAAGAGGCAAGGCUCAUAUAGUUAGACCAAGAACAGGAAAUAAGAAGAAACAUAAAUCUUAA